Messenger RNA from Magnusiomyces paraingens, 1932 nucleotides. RefSeq lists its product as uncharacterized. NCBI's taxonomy places the organism in Eukaryota, Fungi, Ascomycota, Dipodascomycetes, Dipodascales, Dipodascaceae. Gene Ontology annotation, cellular component: U2-type prespliceosome; U1 snRNP. The coding region runs from base 1 to 1932 and encodes 643 amino acids. The record is from RefSeq and is a predicted model, not a curated record. Gene Ontology annotation, biological process: mRNA cis splicing, via spliceosome. The transcript has a single exon. Gene Ontology annotation, molecular function: protein binding; RNA binding.
AUGUCAGUCUGGCAAUCGCAUACUAGCGAAGACGGCAGAGUCUAUUACUAUAAUUCGGAAACAGCAGAGUCUUCAUGGGAAAAACCAGAUGAGCUACUGACACCUCUUGAGCGCGCUCUCGCAAAGUCUCGAUGGAAAGAGUACACAGCAGAGGGUGGCUCCAAGUACUGGUACCAUGAAGACACUCAGGAAAGUGUAUGGGAGAUUCCAGACGAGAUUAAAAAGAUUAUUGAAGCAAAUAAUCCUGAAAUUAAAGAUACCGAGGAACCUGAGGCUACUAAGACAUCUGCAGGACCUACUUAUGAUACCUCUACAGCCAUCCGUGGCGAUGCAUUCAAGUAUACUUCCCAGUCCCAACUGGCACAAGCCAAAAUCCCCAAGUACGAUUCUGAAGAAGCUGCUACUCAGGCAUUUAAAGGCAUGCUUCGAGAGCGUCAAAUUGAUGGUGAAUCACAUACAUGGGCCAGUGCCAUGAAGCUACUAAUUCGCGAUCCACGGUAUUGGGCAGUGACCAUGCCCCUUGAUCGUAAACGUGCAUUUGAUGAAUGGAGCGAUGAGAUUCGCCGUGAGCGUGCUGAGAAACGUCGCCAAGCUCGCGAGGAACAACUUCAAGCAAUGACUUUGGCUCUUACUGAGUACCCUUCUAUUAAGUAUUACACCCGCUGGCGUACUGUCAAGGAUUCCAUCAUGACUGAAAACCCUAUAUUCCGCGACGUUGAUGAUCCCAAAUUGUGUCACUACGCAUUUAAUGUUUAUCGCAAACGUCUGCGAAAUUCAUACGAAUCUAAUUUGGCCCGAGAGCGCGAGGUUGCCAUGGCCAAAUUGGAAACCUUAUUGGGGACCAUGGGGUUAUCUGCAUCAUCGUCUCAAUGGCUAGAUACUCUUGGUGAACUUAGAUCUAUGCCCAAGUUUUCAGAUGACCCACGUCUUAGCACUAUGGCUCGAGCAGAUGUUCUUGCAACUUAUGAGAGUUUUAUUCGUAAUGAUGAGCGGCGACAAAACGAUCAGGUUCAAAAACUUAAGAAGCUUCAGCGACGGAAGGAACGCAAAGUGCGUGAGGCAUUUGUUGGGCUGUUACAGGAACUACAUUCUAAAGGCUUAAUCAAAGCCCGUACAAAAUGGAUGGAUACUCGACCAAUUUUUGAAAAAGAUCAGCGAUACAUUGACAUUUGUGGCCAACCUGGGUCGACUCCAUUGGAGCUUUUUUGGGAUCUUGUGGAGGAAGAGCGUCGGAAACUUAAGUUACAGCGUGAGCAGGUGAUUGAUGUGCUAACGGCCAAGAAGUUUGCAAUUGACGAUGGAACUAAGUUUGAAGAGUUUGCCAAGUUUGUGCAAACUACAAUGGCUACAACACAUUCAAUUUCUGAGGAAAAUCUGGAAACCAUUUUUGAAGAUAUCAAGGCAGCUGAGGCGAAAAAACGCGAGGAAGACCGUUAUGCAGAUGAGCGGCGGAUUAUUCGUGCACAGAAUGAUCUCAGGGCUUUGUUUAAAGAACUGGACAACCCACCUAUUGGAAUUGAUGAUAAGUGGGAAGAUGUUCGUCCUCGUGUAAUUAACAGUGAAGAGUAUACGCGUGUUCCAACAGAAGAGCUGCGGCGUGAGGCGUUUGACCGGUACAUUAGGCGACUACAGGAACGUGAAAGAGAUGUUCGUGAAAGACGACGCAAAUUACCAGCAUCAAUCCCCCCCCCAGCAGGAAGUAUUCCUAGUGGGCUUCCUGGUGGAUUGCCAAGUAGUUUGCCGAAUGUAUUGCCUAGUAGCUUGCCUGCUCCACCGCAUGGGUCUGUUACAGCAACUCCACACGGGUCAUUACCGCCACCGCCUAUGGGAAUUCCUGGAAGGUAUCCAAUUCCUCGAGGGUAUCCUCCACCUCCUCCACCGCCGUAUUAUCGUGGUGGCUAUGAUCCUCAUCAACCCUUUUUAAAGUAUUGA